GCAACAGUGAGCUUUCAAUUUCUAUUGCUGCCAAACAAUUCGCAAUUCGUUGCUCGGCUCAGAGUCUUCUCUGUGUUCGUGCAGUUAGGACGAAUUUUUAAGUUGAUACGUUACAAGAGCUCGAAAUAUUACGCUAUGUUUGGCAAUCGAUUCGUGGCUGUUGUCCUGGUUGCCAGCUGCAGCCUGGCUCAUGCCUAUCCGGCGCUCUUACCAUAUCUCUACUCCCCUUUGAAGCGCAGCGCUGAUACUUUUCCGCAAAUCGAGGACGAUGUCGUGGAGCUGGAUCAGCUGAGGCAGGAGCAGCCCGCGGUGGGCAAACGACAGCACGAUGGCAGCACCGCACGGACCACCACAACCACCACCAAGGAGAGCAUCGAGAAAGUAAUUGCCCCACCAGAGGCGGGUAGCAAGGAGCAGCCUCUGAUGCCUGACCUGGAGCGUCAACUGGAGGUGGCCACGCCCCUAAUGUCGAUGUCCACCACAACCACCACCAGCACAUCGGCAACGACGACAACGGCAGCGUUUAAGGACGAUGGCGAACGCUCACAGCUAGAGGAGCCAAAGACGGCGGCCAAGCCGGCCAACGAGCCUGGCGCCCAUGCUAAGUGUAUAUCCACGAAACCACCCAAAAACCAACAGGCUUUCUACGGUGCAGCGCGUCUAGCAUUUGGCCAAAAUCCCGAGGUAUUGCCCACAUCUCCAGCAACCACAACAACAACUACAACAACAACAACAACAAUGCCCACGACUACAACAACAACAUCAACAACAACUGCAGCGCCAACAGUGGCCACAGAAGACGCAGCAGCGCCAGCUGGCGAGGAUGUGGCGGGUGAGCCCGUUGAGACUGCCGAAGAGACAAUCGACGCAGUUGGCGGUACCGACGUAGACCCAAUGCCGGAUAAAUUGCCUACGGCCCAUCACAAUCACGAUAUCAACAAGGAGACCAUUGGCGACAUACUGAUAGACCAGUUGGAGACGGUGGCCAAGACCACAGAGCGACGCUCCAGCAUGCCACAUAUGACGGCCAAGACGGCUCAGAGCUUGCUGCGCAAUGCGAAUGGCCAAUACUCUUCCUUUGAUAUGGCCCAGUAUGUGUUCUGGACUGGCGACGAGACAGGCGUAGCUAGAGCUGUUGAGGAACUGAUCGAUGAGAAUUUGAUCACCCGAGAGAGUGCUCUGAAGUUCUUGCGCGAUAUUCGUCUGGGCAUUGAGUUCUUGCAGCGCUCCUAUGCAAAUCGCAUUUUUCCCGAGGAGUUGCGUCAGAAUCACUUGAAGCGUAAUACUUUGCCUAGCUCGACAACCACAUCGACAACAACAACAACCACAACGAGCACCACCACUGAAAAGCCAUUCAUACACUUGGACAGCGAUUCGGAUGCAGUAAGUCCGGAAAUAGGACGAGGCAAGUCCCUAGACAGCUUCACCUUCUGGAAUAAGCUGAAGGCCCUAGAGAAUGAGAGUCCUCAAGAUCUAACGGACUAUGAUGAAACCAUGGGUCGUGCUAAAAUCGUAGAAUAUUUGUAUAAUGAGUACAGCUUGGAGGAAAUACUCUACAAAUUGGCCAAGGUAAUGUUUGCUCAGUCUUUGGCUCAUGGCUCUGAUGAGGCCCAGCAGGAGCUGCAGAAGCUAACCGAAUUCCUGGAACACGAGGGCAAUCUGGGCAUUAUUCCCGUUGACUUGCAGAAGAAAGUGCUAAGAGUUCUGCUCACCGCACUCUCCGAUACUCUAACCGAACAUCCCGAGUUGCUGCCGGCUGCGCGUGUUAACUUGGCAAAUCCAUUUUUCAGACUUCCAAUGCAUACCACAAGUCAAUAGAGCAUUGAGGGCAGCUCUUAAAUGUUAUCAAAAGUAUAUAUAUAAAUAUCUAUAUGUAUACAUAUAAUAUAUAUGAAUGAAAUAUUAACUAAGUUAUAUACACAACUGAUCAUAUAUACAUACAUAUAUAAUUAUUCUGUUUCACAAGUUGUUUAACAUAGACAGAAAUGCGCUCUCUCGGAAUUGGUUCAACAUUUUUUCCUUCUAUACUAAAGACAACAAAAAAGAAAACAAAAUGGCAAAUAUCGAAAGGCUUAUAAUUUAGUUCUUAUCAUAGCAAAAAAAAAAAAAACUCUCGUGAUAUUUUUGGCAGGCUAGAAAGUGCGAGAUAAAGAAACGUUUUUAUAUUCAUCAUAUAUACUACAUAUAUGACAAAUUUUAGAAAAGUGGU
This is a messenger RNA of Drosophila arizonae, 2209 nucleotides long. RefSeq lists its product as uncharacterized. The record is from RefSeq and is a predicted model, not a curated record. NCBI's taxonomy places the organism in Eukaryota, Metazoa, Arthropoda, Insecta, Diptera, Drosophilidae.